UAUUUCACAAACAAAAUAGAAUGAAACAAUAACCCGUGGUUUGCGACGAUGGAGAAGAAUAUGCAAUAAAGAACCUUAUUUGUGCUUAUAGUUCUUUUGGAAACUACAGGCCUUGCGUGAUCAAGAGAGAGUCGCUAGAAAAGCUAGCUCACUAGUGAGGUAGUAUAAGUCCGCUCUUAUAAAUACUGACCGCUACGAUAUACGGAUAUUCGCCGAUAUUUCCGUGCCAACAAAGUCCGGGUUUUGUACAUGUAAGAUGAUUCACCGUGUGGUAUGAUAUAGUCCUGUUGAACACAAUAUAUACGUGGGUCUAAUUUUUACUUGUUGCUGAUAUUCUGCCAACCUUGUUCAGUUCAAAUAAACAAUACGUGUACGGGUAUUUUGCAAUAAUCUUACAUGUAUUUUGCAAUUAUAUCACAAGUCGGUCACAUGACCUAGGUAUUUUAUACGGUAUAUCGCGCUGAGUGAUCGGCACCCUACUAACAACACCCGCACUGCCAUUAGUGGUCAUUAGUCUAUUUUACAGGUAUCGCUAUGUCGGGACCGGUUCAGACACAACAGCCUGCACAAGGGGAACAAUGGAUGAACAUGUCAGGCGUUCCUCCGGGGCUGGACUACUUGGCCAGCUUGGACCAGAUGAUUGUUAAACAGAGAGUGGAACUGAUGGAGUUGCUUACUGGCUGUGAAAUGCGCAACAAGUAUGAUGUACUAAACAGUGUUGGACAACAGUGCUACUUCGCAGAGGAAGAAUCUGAGUGUUGUAACCGAAUUUGCUGUGGACCAAUGCGAGAAUAUGUUAUGCACAUCACAGACAACACACAACAGGAAGUGAUGAGGAUCAGCCAUGACUUUGUCUGUUGCGUAGGAUGUUGCUGGUGUGCCACCGACUCUUCCUGUGGAUAUGAAGUCAAAAUCGAGGCUCCGGUCGGAAACAUAAUUGGCUACGCCAAACAACAAUCCUCAAAAUGGAAACCCCACAUUCGCGUUUUUGACGCUAACCGUCAGCCGAUGUACGCCAUACGGGGACCUUGUUGCUGGGGGUGUCAGAAUAUUUGCUGCACAGACGAUAUUGACUUCCCUAUAACUGAUCUAACGGAGCAAAAUGUCUUAGGACGGAUGUUCAAGCGCUGGGCCGGAUGUGGACGAGAAAUGUUCACCGAUGCCGACACAUUUGGAGUCACAUUCCCAAUGGAUAUGGCAGUGACAAGCAAAGCCCUUUUGUUUGGGGGGCUUUUCCUUGUGGAUUUCCUUUACUAUGAGCAACAAAAGAAUAAUAACAAUUAAGAUGGAGAAGUUGCUUUGUGAAUUAUAACCCUGAGAAGUGAAACUCACAGGAUAAAGGGGCAGAAAAUGUUACACCCCUGGAACCGAAUGACUGUUUACAAAACUGAGGACUAUUUUUGAUAUUCAUGUUGUGCCAUCAUAGUCCUGUAUAUUGUAUUGUUUCUAAUUGUUCUGUCAUGCAUUGUACACACUGUUUUAUUGAAACUCUUUUAAAGUAGCCAUCGACUAGUAUAUUAAUUCAUGUAGUCAUUUUCUACAACACUGAUAUAUCAGAUUUUACAUUCGUUAUUCACCAUGUGAAAAGUUUUUAUAAACAGUUGACAUACUGAAUAUGAUCUUUCACAUUUUAUCUCACCAUAUAAACCAGUGUAUUUAUUUCACUUUUUAAAAACAUUUCGUAUUUACUUUUUUAUUUUUAUUUUUGACAUCUUUACAUUUCUAAUACUGUUUUGACAUAUUAUGAAUACUUACUAAUAUCUUUACACAAGAGUUAAGAAAAUAAAAGUAAAGUUUGUUA
Molecule: messenger RNA, 1801 nt
Organism: Ostrea edulis (European flat oyster)
Lineage: Eukaryota; Metazoa; Mollusca; Bivalvia; Ostreida; Ostreidae
Product: phospholipid scramblase 1-like
Exons: 10
Coding region: 535-1284 (249 amino acids)
Biological process (GO): plasma membrane phospholipid scrambling
Cellular component (GO): plasma membrane
Molecular function (GO): phospholipid scramblase activity
Source: RefSeq, a predicted model, not a curated record